CUGUGUGAGUCUGUUUGUGCGUCUGUCUGUGUGCAGAACAUGCGAAUUCGCAGCGUUUGUGGAGACACUUACUGCACAAAGAGCGGCAAGAAGUUCACCGGCCAGGUUCUGGAGAAGUUCAUGAUCAUCGACUGUGAGGAGGUCAUAGCCGGUUCCUACAGCUCGGAGGGGCCGCGGCGCCCCCCCCCUCUGGGGAAGCUGGCCUCCCGUCUGGAGGCCCUGAAGAGCCCGUGGCGGCGGUUCUCCGGUGCCCCGGGCCCCGGGGAGCCGGCGCUGGAGCUCAGCCACAACGAGGCGGCGCGGCUGGCCACGGACGCGCUGCUGGAGGCCGGGGAGCCGGGGUACCGGCGCGUGCUGGCGCAGGAGCGCGAGCUCAGCUUCCUGUCCCCGCGCGAGAUCCGAUACAUCGGCCGCCACAAGGCUUUGGGCCCGGACCCCCACCAGGAACCGGGCGAGACCCCCCCGGAACGGGAUUUUGGGGAUUUGGGGGAGUUUGGGGACGUCCAGGACCAGGACGCCGUUUCGGAGCUCACCUCCGGGACCUACUUCCCCAUGAUGUCCGACGAGGAGCCGCCCCUGCUGGAGCUGGGCUGGCCGCAGGCCCCCGCCCGCUUCGGCCCCUCCGAGACCCAGAUCUACUUCCAGAGGGACCGGAGCCACAACGUCAAGGACAUCAUCCGGUCCUUGAUCAGUAAGGCCAAGAAGGUGAGAGAGAAAAGACCCCCCAGAGAACAGGACCUGUUUAUGUGCUGA
Molecule: messenger RNA, 753 nt
Organism: Menidia menidia (Atlantic silverside)
Lineage: Eukaryota; Metazoa; Chordata; Actinopteri; Atheriniformes; Atherinopsidae
Source: the annotation of a GenBank genome assembly